Hydractinia symbiolongicarpus is the source of this 6254-nucleotide messenger RNA. Its product is annotated as A disintegrin and metalloproteinase with thrombospondin motifs 16-like. Gene Ontology annotation, molecular function: metalloendopeptidase activity. Gene Ontology annotation, biological process: proteolysis; extracellular matrix organization. The coding region runs from base 535 to 5817 and encodes 1760 amino acids. The transcript has 33 exons. Lineage: Eukaryota; Metazoa; Cnidaria; Hydrozoa; Anthoathecata; Hydractiniidae. The record is from RefSeq and is a predicted model, not a curated record. Gene Ontology annotation, cellular component: extracellular matrix.
AUAUAAAUUCUAACUAUUACAUAUUUUACCCUUUCAGCAGCACAUUUAAAUCGAAACAAGAAAUUUGAAUAAAUAUACAACAUUUUUCUUUGUUUUACUUUAUUUGCGGAAAAAGUGUGUAAAAUUGGAGGACAGUGAAAACCAGGUUAUUUUGUCAAAAUAAACAAAAACUGAGCUGUUUACGAUUUUUUUAUUAACCCCGCGGUAUAAAAAUUAGUUCCGGUGCAUGAAGCUAGGUCAUGCUUUGAUGAUUAAACUAGAGAAAGUUAAUGACUUCAACGAAAGGAGGGUAAAAACAAUCGCCGCGAAACUGACAACAAACAGUACAAAAAACUUUCACAGAAGCCGCGUUAUUAUCCAGAAGAAAAGAUUUUUACUCUGCUGUUUCUUAUGCAUGAUUUAAAACUGUGAAAAAAAAGCAGAAAUUAUGCACAACGAAAAAUAAAAACGUGCUUUGCAGAAAAUAAUAGAUAAUUAGCAAGAUUCAAAAAGCGACGCAUAUAUGACGUCAUAAUCAAACCACGAUCCGAAACAAUGGACACUGGUCAAUUAUUAGCACUAUAUUUCUUUCAAUUACUGCAGCUUUCCCAACUAUUUACCAUGGAUGUCAUUGAAACAGAUGUCGACCAUGAAAUUAUCUAUCCAUACAUCCAAUAUACCAACCAUCAAAGGGAAGACGAAAGAACUUAUAGAAGAAAAAGAAGCGCGAAUAAUUAUUACGGCGAUUACAAAGAUAGUAGAGAUAAAACCAAAAUGAAAAUUGACUUCAAUGCGUUAGGAAGAGACUUUAAAGUUGAUUUAGAUCUUAACAAAAAACUAUUAGCACCUAAUUUUAAAAUUGAAAUACUUGGAGAGCACGGUAAAGUUACAAAGAUUAACGGGGCACGGAAUUGUUACUACACAGGCAGGCUGCGAGAUGACAACACCAGUUUAGUUUCGUUGAGUCACUGCAACGGUCUGGAAGGAAUAAUUCAAACUGCUGGAGAGAAAAUAUCAAUCAAACCUUUCCGACACGAAGAUGGUGUGGAUGGCGAGCCGUCGUCGUCAAAGCAUCGUCCACAUGUGGUAAGAAGGAUGAAUGACGAGAUUGAAGACGCCUUGCAGAUGGUUGACGAUGUUCUAGGAACAGAUAAAUAUCGACAAAAAAGAUUUCUUGAAGAGGCUAGUGAUAGUAGCUGCGGCUUAGACGAUUUGAAGCCGCACAUACGUUGGACACGUGGUAUUAUGUCUGAAAAACUUGGUGAACAGACGAUAGAAACCAUGUUGACUAUUGACCAAAAAAUGACGCAAUACUAUGGCAUGGAUGCAGCAAAACAGUAUGCUCUGACAAUAGCCAACGUGGCACAUGAUAUUUUGCGCGAUUCAACGAUUGGUCCUAACACUGUCAACAUGAUCAUAUCAAAACUUGUCAUUUUGACGUCACCUUUGGAAGAUCUUACAAUCAAUCACCAUGCAAGAAAUUCUCUAGCAUCGUUUGGUAAAUGGUCUGAUAGAAGAAAUAAUAUCAAUACUGAUCAUCCUGACCAUUAUGAUUAUGCUGUUCUGUUUACAAAACAUGAUAUAUGUGUUGAUAAAAACCAACCUUGUGAAACAAAAGGUCUUUCAUACGUUGGAGGAAUGUGUGAUAACGAUAGAUCAGCUUCUAUCAUCGAAGAUGAUGGGUUUGGUGCAGCAUUUACAUUAGCCCAUCAAACAGGACACAGUCUUGGUAUGGAUCAUGAUGGUGUAGGCAACACGUGUGGACGAAGUAAACAUAUUAUGUCAACAAAUGGUGGUAGAGCAGAGGAUGCUUACCAUUGGUCUGCAUGUAGCAUUGAUUAUCUACAACAGUUCUUAAGAAAAGAGCAAUCCAAAUGUUUGGACAAUGACGCUCCGCGAGAUAAAAGAGAGGAAAUAUCGACCUACAAAAAUCCUGGCGAUAUAUACGAUGCAGAUACACAAUGUCGAUACGCGAUAGGAGAUAAAGCAAAACAAUGCUACGAAGAUGAUACAGAUAUGAUAUGUGCAGAAUUGUUGUGCUUCAACCCUCUUCAUAAUAAUUGUACCCGGAUCGGAAAACCGGCGAUGGACGGGACACCGUGUGGCGAGGGAAAGUGGUGCAAAGAAGCGAUUUGUGUUGAGAAGGGAAUUCGUGAUGAUCUCGUUGUGGAUGGUGGAUGGACACAGUGGUCUGGUUUUCAGCCAUGUUCGAGGACGUGUGGAGGAGGGAUAUCGUAUCGUGAAAGGGCGUGUCAAUCACCCAAGCCAAAACAUGGGGGAAAGUACUGCGAAGGAGAGUCAAGAAUGUAUAUUAUUUGCAACAAAGAGGACUGUCCUGCUCAAUCUAACUUUCGUCGCGCACAAUGUGAAAACCAAAGUUUAUCUUACUACGAAGAUCAUCUACUAAAUUGGACAUACACACAGAACGAGCCAGAAGCCAGUUGUGAUCUGAAGUGCAUGUCGACGAAAAAUAAUCUCGUCACAAAACUAUUUGGCCACGCAGUAGAUGGUACAGAAUGCGCAGUUUCAAAUAUACCUGGUCGAUGUGUAAGAGGGGAGUGUAAUACCGCUGGGUGUGAUUUAGUACUUGGCUCCACCCAACGUAAAGAUCGUUGCGGUGUGUGUGGCGGAGAUGGAAGCACUUGCGCUGAAAAAAUAGAUCUUAACCAGAAUCCAUUGGCUGUGUCCCGAUCAAUCAAUAAUGCCGAAAUAGUCGAUAAAUUGGCUAUCCUAGAAGAAAAACGCAGCCAUCACAUGCAGAAUGUCGCGAAGAAACUGAUCGAAUUGCGCAACAUUAUGAGAGAAGUUGUGAAGAAAAAAUGUGAUGAUGAUCCAGAAUGUAUUGGAAAAUUUGAUAUCAAUUCAUUUAGCAAGAAAGAGAGUGUGGAAUCGGUUCCAGGAAGGUUUCAGUGGGUGCUAAUAUCGAGCGGGUGUAGCGUGUCCUGUGGAAGAGGAAACGAAGUUAUGUUCCCAGAAUGUCGCAGAGUGGAUGAUGGGACGCCAGUUGCGCGUUUAUUUUGUAACAGUGCUAACAAACCACUGACUCUGUCAAAAACCUGUGAUCGAUCACCCUGUCCGCCGAGUUGGAAAAUUUCAAAAUGGUCAUCUUGUACGCGAUCUUGUGGAGGAGGGACAAAAAGAAGGAGCGUGUACUGUGUGGUAAAUGUUGGUAAAGAAGAGUAUGUUUUAUCCACAAGUCAGUGCGAUGUGGAGGAACAGCCGAAGCGUUUAUCAGCAUGUAAUCUAAGUCCAUGUCAAGCAGAAUGGUUUGCUGAACCAUAUGGAGCGUGCUCAACCUCGUGUGGUGUAGGCGUGCGUACAAGAUCUGUGGUUUGCAAGAAAGUAGAUUUAACAACAGGUAGCUCCACUGUUCUAUCUGAUAACGCUUGUUCUCACGCACCUGUACCAGAAACAGAAAUGAUCUGCAAUGCACACAACCCUUGUCCUGGAGCAGAUGAAUGCGGCAGUGUGUGGACAGACGCCCGUGGAAAUAUAAGCAGCCCGUCAUAUCCGAAUUACUACAGUGACAACCAAGAAUGUGUACAUGCAAUCAAAGCAGACGAAGGGAAAAUUGUCACCUUGAAAUUUCAUGAUAUGGACAUCGUAGCGGCUCCUACGCAGUUCUCUGGUCCAAAGUGUCUUGGCGACUUUCUACGUAUCACAGAUGGCAAAUGUUCUGAAAUUGGAAUACGCCCAUCUGUCAAAUUAUGCGGCAAAGAUGCGCCUGGUCAAUUUGUGUCGAGCGGAAAUGAUUUGUGUCUGAAAUUUGUAAGCGAUCAAUCAUCACACGGUCAAGGGUUUUCGUUGAGUUAUGCAAUUGAAGAUAAACCAAUUGAAGAACAACCUGUACGAGAUAUAUGCGACUUAAAAGGGAAGCAGAUCAAUUCCUCACUUGGGAUUGUGACAUCACCAAACUACCCCAACUUCUAUCCAGUCAAUGAGGAUUGUAAAGCCACCUUUGUGUCUCCCGACGGAUCUGGAUUUAUGUUGAAAUUUGACGCGUUUCAGAUAGGUUCACGAAGCGGAGUUAUGGAGUGCAAAAACGAUUACUUGGAAGUUUAUUACAACGACAAAGCAGAACGAAUCUGCGGAAAGGAACCUUCCAUACCAACGGUGCAUAUCCCUUCCACGAAAUUUACCAUGACGUUUCACUCAACACACGUGAAGAAGGAGAAUCGAGGCUUUGUGUUGACCUACGUCACAAAAAAAUACGCAAAAAAAUACGCAGUAGACAAGAAGACAGCAACUAAACUUCAAGCAUACAGCCAAACAAUAAAUCAAUGGUCACAAAAUCGACAACCUAUUGCAGCUAGCAAUACAAUGAAUCAAACAAUAGAGCCAGCCUCGUCAAUCAAAAAGAGCGUACUGACCAAACCAACUGAAGGGAUGAUCAGAGACAAAAAUGAACUGGUGAAGGUGCUCCUAGAGUUGUCAGAAGUAAAUCCUGACCAACUGCGUACUGCUUUACGAAAACGAAACCGUAUACCAGAACGUCCGCAAAACGUGAAGAAAUCUUACAUCCCUACCCCUACAGACUAUACAUACACAUACACAGAUUACAACGCAGGACAGUCGAACUGGCUGAACGACGACGCUCUUAAACGUGUUACUGAUCACGUGGUCCAAACAUUCGAAGACGAUUUGACUUUGUUAGGUGCUACACCUCUACGCAUUCCGUCUCGACCAGAAGCCAAUGCUGUACCAAACCCUUCAUCAUUCGUAGAUGUUGGCUUAAAAAUGGGCGAGACAAGAACUCUCCACCGAGCACUACCAAACCAACCACAAGCAGUAAACGAAGAUAAAUUGCAAGAAUUACAAGUGAAAAGUAGUAUACCCAAACACACUUGGCAAAACUCUUUGCCUUGGGGAACUCCUGAGCUUUCAAAGUUGACCCCGACAGCUUUCAAGCAAGCCAAAACUCAACAAAAAGCUGUAGACAGUCUACUUAACGGUAUAAACGACGGUGAUAUUGCAUCACAGAGUAAAUCAAUCAUAAACAAGGCAGGAAAACCAUCCCUUGCGUACCAAGCCGAAAAACCAUCAAGUGUAAACCAACCACAAGCUAUCCAACAAAGAAUGUCCAUGCUGCCUAAUGCUUUAACUCGUCCUGCAACUACAGCUUACGAAAGUGUUAAGGGAUUGGGUGCUACUGCUAAUUCGUAUCGUCCGUCACCGCUAAGCAGAUACUCUGAGGCGGUGUCUAAGCCGAUUAACAAUUUUUACGGUACGAAGGAAAGUAUUAUACCAAAACGAACUGGACCAAAUAAGAUAGAUUUAAAUGUGGGCACGCAACGAACGGAAAAAACUCUAAUACCGCACCCAUACCUUGGGCUUCAAAAAGAUGUCACCACAGUUAUUGCAAAAAAAUCCAGAAUUACUCAACCGCAAACGAUGUAUAAAAAACCUGAGACUUAUGCAGCACCUGUUUGGGGUGGCAAUAGGUGGUAUCAGAAUACAGUCCCAGGUAUAGUGAGGAACCAGAUGAACAUGCCACAAUUCUCCAUGAUGCAACAGCAGUAUCAGCCCACCGCAGCACACUGGCAACCUGCGGUGCACUCACAACCAAUUCCAUCAAUGUACACUCAACCAUACCAACCUCAACAACAGCCAUACUGGCAACAAGCAGUGAGAAGACAGUAUCAGUCGUUUCCCUUUAUGUAUAUUCCGCAUUUUGGCAUGUUCAACAACCACUGUCCACCGAAAUCAUCGUUUACGUGCAGGGAUAUUGUUUUCCAUCCUGUUUGUAAUAACGAUAACGACUGUUUGGACUUACGCUUGGGCUGUUGCGAAACAUCCUGCAAUUACGCACAAAGAGUUUGCGUGGCAAAAGCAAGCUGAAGUCACGCGCACACACAACAUUUUGCUCUGUACGUUCCAACAUGAUGCUGAAGCAGAGAAGUGAUGAAAAGACAAGUGUUCAUGCAACAUACAAGCAAGAUUGCCAAGAAGUUAUUUAGUGGGUUAAUCAAAACACGUGUUUGGAAUCGUAAGCGUAAACACUGGUGGUUUCAGACAAUAAUAAAUAGCGUUAUAUACCCUUACACGCCCUUCUAAAGCAUGAAUAAUUGCUUUCGACGUUGAUUGUAAGACAUAUGAUUUCUCUCUAUAGCAUCUAUAGCAGGUUUUUCUUUUUUUCUUCAAUUAUUUAACUUUUGCCGAUUUGACAUGUGAACUGUGAGGUUUAUUUUUAGCGUCUUUGCACAAUUUAUUAUUAUCAUUAAUGACUAUUUUAGCUUGUCAAAUUGAAAUAAAUACUCGAAGAAAACCCAAGUAAC